AUGCCAGUAGACCCCAUCACGGGCUCAGCUCUGGCGGUGAAGGCCUUGUGCGUUCUGCCACUCAAAGUGGCAGCAGUUGGUGGCGGAUACCAUACUGCUGCUACAGCUGUUGUAGCCGCGGCUCCCACCCCAGAGAUUACUAGCUUCGGUGCUUAUGGUCCUCCUGAGAUCACCACCAUGCAGCCCACGGUCCAAUUGAACCCCGCUGGAGCACCGCUGCCUACUGUUGACGUACCGCCCCCGCCCGAACUGACAUUUCCUCCUGACGUGUUCACUAACAUUGAAGGACUCGUCAACUCUAUCACGCUUCCUGAUCCGACUACCUUCACCGCGGGAGCUCCAGGGACAUACCAUGAGUUCCCAGGGCCCAUCGACAUCAGCACCGGCCAUGCUGUACCCAGUGUAGAUGGAGAGAUCAGGACAGCCGCUGACCUGGGCAUGCAAGACCUCGUUGAUAGAGCUAACGCGCUCAACAAGCAAUUAUUCGGCCACCCAAACACGGGUGUCCCGUCUCAGAUGUAUAAGGACGUCUAUAAUGAGAUCGUCAACAGAGCUCAUGCACUUGGAAGAUACGACGUGUUCCCACGUAUAGGAAGUGCUAUUACUGACGCCAUCGGUAGUCAACCUGAGCUAACUCCGGUAGAGCCCUCCGGUGUGAACGGUGUGUUCAUCCCUGUCAUCGAAGCUGUGCGCGCCACUUGCGGUGACUGUUGCCGUCGCCCUGUCACCCAGGGGAGCUCUUCCUCAAGCAGCUUCCUUGACGUUGAAGAUACAAGCUGUUUGAGGAGGGUCCUCGCUGAAACGUACACGGCCUAUGCCGAGGCCUGGAUCGGCAUCUCUUCGGCUUUGCACGAGAUCAUGGCGGCCUAAUUUCAUCAUUAUCUCGAUUUCUUUCAACAACAAUAUCAACCAGUAUCAGAUUAUUCUAUGCCAUUCGAUUUCUC
Messenger RNA from Perkinsus marinus ATCC 50983, 944 nucleotides. RefSeq lists its product as hypothetical. Bases 1 to 870 code for a protein of 289 amino acids. Lineage: Eukaryota; Perkinsozoa; Perkinsida; Perkinsidae. The transcript is spliced from 9 exons. The record is from RefSeq and is a predicted model, not a curated record.